Messenger RNA from Staurois parvus, 334 nucleotides. The record is from the annotation of a GenBank genome assembly. Lineage: Eukaryota; Metazoa; Chordata; Amphibia; Anura; Ranidae.
AUGGGGCCCCCGGGCAAUAGGGGAUCAUGGGGCCCCUGUGUCCUCGUCCACACCCAAAAAAGCCUAUGAAAGGAAAGAACAGAGAAAUGACCUCAUCAGUCACAUUCUACCCCUUCACUGUCCAAUCACAGCCCGGACUGAGCUAUAUUGCUGAGGAAAGGGGAGGGGCUGGAUACAGGGGCGGACUGACAACUCAUGGGGCCCCCGGGCAAUAGGGGAUCAUGGGGCCCCUGUGUCCUUGCCCAAACUCAAAAAAGCCUAUGAAAAAGGUACCAGGGGCAUCUAAUGGGGCCCCCCUACUGACCCCAGGCCCUCGGGCACUGCCCGAGUUUCC